AUGAGUAGGGAGAGUGGAUUGAAGCCAAUGGACUCUGAACAACUCAGAGAGUGUGGACAUAAGAUGGUAGAUUUCAUUGCUGACUACUACAAAUCCAUUGAGGAUUUCCCAGUUCUUAGCCAAGUUCAGCCUGGGUAUUUACAUAAACUUUUACCGGAUUCUGCUCCUACUCGCCCUGAUUCUUUGGAACAUAUUUUUAAUGAUAUACAGGCAAAGAUUUUACCUGGGGUAACUCAUUGGCAGAGCCCAAAUUAUUUUGCAUACUAUCCUUCUAAUAGCAGCAUUGCUGGAUUUAUGGGAGAGAUGCUCAGUGCUGGUCUUAACAUUGUGGGGUUUAGUUGGGUCACUUCUCCUGCAGCCACAGAACUUGAAACAAUUGUUCUUGAUUGGCUUGGAAAAUUGUUGAAACUUCCUCAGGAGUUUCUUUCAGCAGGACAAGGUGGUGGAGUCAUUCAGGGAACAGCAAGUGAAGCUGUUCUAGUUGUAUUAUUGGCUGCUCGCGAUAAGUUUUUGGAAAAGUUUGGUAAAAAUGCUCUUGGGAAACUUGUUGUUUAUGCUUCUGAUCAAACACAUUCAUCUUUGCAAAAGGCUUGUCAGAUAGGGGGUAUUCAUCCAGAGAAUUGUAGGCUGCUAAGAACUGAUUCUUCUACUAAUUAUGCCUUAUCUCCCAAUGCACUUAGUGAAGCAAUUUCAAGUGAUGUUGCCAAUGGUUUCAUUCCCUUUUUCUUGUGUGCAACGGUUGGUACCACUUCAUCUACAGCUGUGGACCCUUUGUCAGAUUUGGGAAAGAUUGCUAAGAGCCAUGGAAUGUGGUUUCAUGUGGAUGCUGCAUAUGCUGGAAGUGCUUGUAUAUGUCCAGAAUACCGCCACUACAUUGACGGUGUUGAAGAAGCUGACUCAUUUAACAUGAAUGCACAUAAAUGGCUUCUGACAAACUUUGAUUGUUCUUCACUCUGGAUUAAGGAUAGAAAUGCUUUGAUUCAAGCCCUAUCUACAAAUCCUGAAUAUCUGAAAAACAAAGCUUCUCAAGCAAACUUGGUUGUGGAUUACAAGGAUUGGCAAAUACCACUUGGUCGUCGGUUUAGGUCACUUAAACUAUGGAUGGUGCUACGUCUUUAUGGUUUGGAAAACUUACAGUGCUACAUAAGAAACCACAUCAACUUGGCUAAACACUUUGAAGACCUUGUUGGUCAAGACCCAAGAUUUGAGAUCGCCACGCCUCGAAUCUUUUCUUUGGUUUGUUUUCGACUGCUGCCAAGCUCCAAGGAUGAAGCUUUGGCCAACAAACUGAACCAUGAGCUGUUGAAUGAUGUGAACUCAACUGGGAAAACUUUCAUUUCUCAUACAGUGUUAUCAGGCAAAUACUUGCUACGAUUUGCAGUAGGAGCUCCAUUGACUGAAGAGAGACAUGUUAAUGGAGCAUGGAAUGUUUUACAAGAAAAAGCCUCUGCCCUGUUGGGAACUUUGUUGGUACCACUUCUGUCAGAUUUGGGAAAGAUUGCUAAGAGACAUGGAAUGUGGUUUCAUGUGGAUGCUGCAUAUGCUGGAAGUGCUUGUAUAUGUCCAGAAUACCGCCACUACAUUGACGGUGUUGAAGAAGCUGACUCAUUUAACAUGAAUGCACAUAAAUGGCUUCUGACAAACUUUGAUUGUUCUUCACUCUGGAUCAAGGAUAGAAAUGCUUUGAUUCAGGCCCUAUCUACAAAUCCUGAAUAUCUGAAAAACAAGGCUUCUCAAGCAAACUUGGUUGUGGAUUACAAGGAUUGGCAAAUACCACUUGGUCGUCGGUUUAGGUCACUUAAACUAUGGAUGGUGCUACGUCUUUAUGGUUUGGAAAACUUACAGUGCUACAUAAGAAACCACGUCAACUUGGCUAAACACUUUGAAGACCUUGUUGGUCAAGACCCGAGAUUUGAGAUCGCCACGCCUCGAAUCUUUUCUUUGGUUUGUUUUCGGCUGCUGCCAAGCUCCAAGGAUGAAGCUUUGGCCAACAAACUGAACCAUGAGCUGUUGAAUGAUGUGAACUCAACUGGGAAAACUUUCAUUUCUCAUACAGUGUUAUCAGGCAAAUACUUGCUACGAUUUGCAGUAGGAGCUCCAUUGACUGAAGAGAGACAUGUUAAUGGAGCAUGGAAUGUUUUACAAGAAAAAGCCUCUGCUCUGUUGGGAACUUUGUAAGACUAUUUUUUCAAGACCUCAUCAAGUUUAAUAAUUCUUAACUAGAACUGUUCAUAGUUUAUUAGUGACUCCCAUUAAUGUGGAGUUAAAGACAAUGAUACCAGCAGUUACUAGUUAAUGAAUGAAUAAUCAUAAUUUGGCAUA
Molecule: messenger RNA, 2322 nt
Organism: Humulus lupulus (European hop)
Lineage: Eukaryota; Viridiplantae; Streptophyta; Magnoliopsida; Rosales; Cannabaceae
Product: phenylacetaldehyde synthase-like
Exons: 19
Coding region: 1-2178 (725 amino acids)
Biological process (GO): amino acid metabolic process
Molecular function (GO): pyridoxal phosphate binding; carboxy-lyase activity
Source: RefSeq, a predicted model, not a curated record